This is a messenger RNA of Oncorhynchus kisutch (coho salmon), 2395 nucleotides long. RefSeq lists its product as uncharacterized. The transcript has 6 exons. Bases 955 to 1950 code for a protein of 331 amino acids. NCBI's taxonomy places the organism in Eukaryota, Metazoa, Chordata, Actinopteri, Salmoniformes, Salmonidae. The record is from RefSeq and is a predicted model, not a curated record.
AAGAGCCUAGAAGGAACUCCAGAAUAACAGUGUGUCAUACAGACAGGAACUCCAGAAUAACAAUGUGUCAUACAGACAGGAACUCCAGAAUAACAGUGUGUCAUACAGACAGGAACUCCAGAAUAACAGUGUGUCAUACAGACAGGAACUCCAGAAUAACAGUGUGUCAUACAGACAGGAACUCCAGAAUAACAGUGUGUCAUACAGACAGGAACUCCAGAAUAACAGUGUGUCAUACAGACAGGAACUCCAGAAUAACAGUGUGUCAUACAGACAGGAACUCCAGAAUAACAGUGUGUCAUACAGACAGGAACUCCAGAAUAACAGUGUGUCAUACAGACAGGAACUCCAGAAUAACAGUGUGUCAUACAGACAGGAACUCCAGAAUAACAGUGUGUCAUACAGACAGGAACUCCAGAAUAACAGUGUGUCAUACAGACAGGAACUCCAGAAUAACAGUGUGUCAUACAGACAGGAACUCCAGAAUAACAGUGUGUCAUACAGACAGGAACUCCAGAAUAACAAUGUGUCAUACAGACAGGAACUCCAGAAUAACAGUGUGUCAUACAGACAGGAACUCCAGAAUAACAGUGUGUCAUACAGACAGGAACUCCAGAAUAACAGUGUGUCAUACAGACAGGAACUCCAGAAUAACAGUGUGUCAUACAGACAGGAACUCCAGAAUAACAGUGUGUCAUACAGACAGGAAAGAAAUACUGAGGAUGGAUGUGGUGGCUGACAGUGGCUGGUCUCAGGUACUGAGGAUAGAUGUGGUGGCUGACAGUGGCUGGUCUCAGGUACUGAGGACGGAUGUGGUGGCUGGUCUCAGGUACUGAGGAUGGAUGUGGUGUCUGACAGUGGCUGGUCUCAGGUACUGAGGAUGGAUGUGGUGGCUGGUCUCAGGUACUGAGGAUAGAUGUGGUGGCUGACAGUGGCUGGUCUCAGGUACUGAGGAUGGAUGUGGUGUCUGACAGUGGCUGGUCUCAGGUACUGAGGAUGGAUGUGGUGUCUGACAGUGGCUGGUCUCAGGUACUGAGGAUGGAUGUGGUGUCUGACAGUGGCUGGUCUCAGGUACUGAGGAUGGAUGUGGUGUCUGACAGUGGCUGGUCUCAGGUACUGAGGAUGGAUGUGGUGUCUGACAGUGGCUGGUCUCAGGUACUGAGGAUGGAUGUGGUGUCUGACAGUGGCUGGUCUCAGGUACUGAGGAUGGAUGUGGUGUCUGACAGUGGCUGGUCUCAGGUACUGAGGACGGAUGUGGUGUCUGACAGUGGCUGGUCUCAGGUACUGAGGAUGGAUGUGGUGUCUGACAGUGGCUGGUCUCAGGUACUGAGGAUGGAUGUGGUGUCUGACAGUGGCUGGUCUCAGGUACUGAGGAUGGAUGUGGUGUCUGACAGUGGCUGGUCUCAGGUACUGAGGAUGGAUGUGGUGUCUGACAGUGGCUGGUCUCAGGUACUGAGGAUGGAUGUGGUGUCUGACAGUGGCUGGUCUCAGGUACUGAGGAUGGAUGUGGUGUCUGACAGUGGCUGGUCUCAGGUACUGAGGACGGAUGUGGUGUCUGACAGUGGCUGGUCUCAGGUACUGAGGAUGGAUGUGGUGUCUGACAGUGGCUGGUCUCAGGUACUGAGGAUGGAUGUGGUGUCUGACAGUGGCUGGUCUCAGGUACUGAGGAUGGAUGUGGUGUCUGACAGUGGCUGGUCUCAGGUACUGAGGAUAGAUGUGGUGGCUGACAGUGGCUGGUCUCAGGUACUGAGGAUGGAUGUGGUGUCUGACAGUGGCUGGUCUCAGGUACUGAGGAUGGAUGUGGUGGCUGACAGUGGCUGGUCUCAGGUACUGAGGAUAGAUGUGGUGGCUGACAGUGGCUGGUCUCAGGUACUGAGGAUGGAUGUGGUGUCUGACAGUGGCUGGUCUCAGGUACUGAGGAUGGAUGUGGUGGCUGGUCUCAGGUACUGAGGAUAGAUGUGGUGGCUGACAGUGGCUGGUCUCAGGUACUGAGGAUGGAUGUGGUGUCUGACAGUGGCUGGUCUCAGGUACUGAGGAUGGAUGUGGUGGCUGGUCUCAGGUACUGAGGAUGGAUGUGGUGUCUGACAGUGGCUGGUCUCAGGUACUGAGGAUGGAUGUGGUGGCUGGUCUCAGGUACUGAGGAUAGAUGUGGUGGCUGACAGUGGCUGGUCUCAGGUACUGAGGACGGAUGUGGUGGCUGGUCUCAGGUACUGAGGAUAGAUGUGGUGGCUGACAGUGGCUGGUCUCAGGUACUGAGGAUGGAUGUGGUGGCUGGUCUCAGCUACUGAGGAUGGAUGUGGUGGCUGACAGUGGCUGGUCUCAGGUACUGAGGAUGGAUGUGGUGGCUGACAGUGGCUGGUCUCAGGUACUGAGGACGGAUGUGGUGGCUGGUCUC